Camellia sinensis is the source of this 456-nucleotide messenger RNA. The record is from RefSeq and is a predicted model, not a curated record. Lineage: Eukaryota; Viridiplantae; Streptophyta; Magnoliopsida; Ericales; Theaceae.
AUGAUUCGUGAUUAUGAUCGCCUAGUAGAGACAGCAGCCCAUGUGGAGAUCAUGGUAAAGACAGAGGAGGUAAGGCCGAAAUUAAAGAGGACGGGACAUUCUGAAUUUAAGGGUGACAUGGGCUCUUCAAAAAGGUCUAGGGGUUCAUCAUCAUCAUUUCACUCACCCCCACAGCAGCCUAAAUCUUCUGAUUCAGUAAUAGGUAGAAGUUCAGGGAGUGUGGGUCGAAUCCAUGGUUCUUGCUAUAGAUGUGGCCAAUUGGGUCACAAAGCUUCAGAGUGUGGACAGAAGAGUGGAACACAGUCCCAACAUACGCGUCCACAGGGCCAAUCUCAGAAUAGGGGUCAGCUAUCGUCUUGUUAUCAAUGCGGCCAAACAGGGCAUUUGAAGAAGUCUUGUCCACAGAGAGCAGGGACUACUAGUGUGACAGGAUCUCGUCAAUCUAGAGGUUUUUAG